Molecule: messenger RNA, 1177 nt
Organism: Erigeron canadensis
Lineage: Eukaryota; Viridiplantae; Streptophyta; Magnoliopsida; Asterales; Asteraceae
Product: serpin-ZX-like
Exons: 2
Coding region: 1-1170 (389 amino acids)
Molecular function (GO): serine-type endopeptidase inhibitor activity
Source: RefSeq, a predicted model, not a curated record
AUGGACAUCAGACAAUCAAUUAGAAACCAAACCCAUGUCUCAAUCACACUUGCAAACCACCUUUUAUUGAACAAAUUCCAAGACUCCAACGUUGUUUUCUCCCCGGUUUCCAUUCAUAUCGUCCUGGGCUUGGUUGCUAGCGGUUGCAAUGGCCAGACACUCUAUCAGUUGUUAGCAUUUCUUAGAACAAAUACCAUUCAUGACGUUCACGCUCUUUAUUCGCAGCUAGUCCUGUGGGUCUUUGCUGAUGGUAGCCCACAUGGCGGACCUCGUUUAGCUUUUGCAAAUGGGGCUUGGGUCGAAAAGACUAUUGUUCUUAAACCAAGUUUUAAACAAGUUGUGGAAACUAUCUAUAACUCUGCUUCAAAUCAAGUUGACUUCAAGCACAAGCCUGAUGAAGUAACGAAAGAAGUGAACUUGUGGGCCGAAAAUCAAACUGCAGGACUUAUCAAAGACAUCCUUCCUGAUGGCGCCGUUACACCAUACACAAGGAUCAUAUUUGCAAAUGCUAUCUACUUCAAAGGAAUCUGGAAUGAGAAGUUUGACCCAUCAAGAACAAAAGACUAUGACUUCCACCUCAACAAUGGUAGCAAAGUUCAAGUACCCUUCAUGAGCACCAACAAAAAACAAUUUGUACGUUCGUGUGAUGGUUUCAAAGUCUUGGGACUUCCCUAUUUACAAGGUGGAGAUAGACGUCGUUUCUCUAUGUACAUUUUCCUCCCUGAUGCAAAAGAUGGUCUCCUAUCUUUGAUAGAAAGAAUAGGUUCUGAAUCCGACUUCUUGGAACGUAACCUUCCAUUUCAGAAAGUAGAAGUUGGUCAGUUUUUGAUCCCAAAGUUUAAAAUCUCAUUUGGUUUUGAAGCUAGAGACAUGUUGAUGGAGUUAGGCCUUGUAUUGCCAUUCAUUACUGAAGGCUGCUUAAGUGAAAUGGUGGAACAAUCCGCUGAUGGUAGAAAGCUAUUUGUUUUGGACAUUUACCAUAAGUCUUUUGUGGAGGUUAAUGAAGAAGGUACAGAAGCCGCAGCAGUGUCUGCGGUUGUGAUAAUGCUACAAUGCGCCAGGAAUCCUGUCGACUUUGUUGCAGAUCAUCCGUUUUUGUUUGUGAUUAGAGAAGAUAUGAGCGAAGUGGUGCUGUUUAUGGGGCAAGUGAUCGACCCUAGUGUUGAGUGAUUCAAAA